This is a messenger RNA of Stegodyphus dumicola, 641 nucleotides long. It is a transcript of the gene Taf5, whose product is annotated as TATA-box binding protein associated factor 5. Gene Ontology annotation, cellular component: transcription factor TFIID complex. Gene Ontology annotation, biological process: transcription initiation at RNA polymerase II promoter. The record is from RefSeq and is a predicted model, not a curated record. Lineage: Eukaryota; Metazoa; Arthropoda; Arachnida; Araneae; Eresidae. Gene Ontology annotation, molecular function: RNA polymerase II general transcription initiation factor activity; protein binding.
UCAGCAUGUUUUUGGAAUUGUGAAAAGUUUGUGUUGUCCGAAGAGACUGUAUCGUGAAACAGUUUGAGUGUUGCAUUUGUUUAUUUGCAUCCGCAUGUCCUGUUUUACAUUUAUAAAAACGUAAUUCUGAUUUAGCAGCGUUUGGAUUUAAUGAAUAUUUGUGCUUAACUUAGAAAAUAUGGAUGAUGCUGGAAAUUCUAAUCUUGCCGAGAAUUCUACUCCUGUGACAACUGUAAUUAAUAACAUUUCAAAUGAUAGUCCUAAAACUGAAAAUGCUGAGCCAUUUGAUAUUAUGGCUGUUGAAGAUAUCAAAAGCGAGAAGGGUAAUGAAGAAGAUGAAAAGCAAAGCGAUUUGAACAAAAAUGCUCUUAUUGCUGUUUUGCAGUUUCUAAAGAAACAUAAUUUACAGGAAACCGAGGCUAUUUUGCGUAAAGAAACUAAACUUGCAGAUGAUGGCAAGAUACCUGAAUCAGCACAGAAUGGUUCUGAUGUUAGUAGUGUGCUUUCCACAUAUAAAAGGUCAGGAAAUUGAUAAACUGUAAUAUACUUUUUAAUUUUUGAAAUAUUGCAUCAUUAAUUAUUUUUAAUUGAUUUAAUAUAAACUGUACUUUAAAAAAUGAUAAUAAACUAUUAUUUAACAG